This is a messenger RNA of Adineta ricciae, 705 nucleotides long. Lineage: Eukaryota; Metazoa; Rotifera; Eurotatoria; Adinetida; Adinetidae. The record is from the annotation of a GenBank genome assembly.
AUGCUUUUACCAGUUUUUCAGCAACAAAAUGCCAAUGUGCAACAAGAUCAAUUGCUAGCUGGAAAACGUGUUCUUGAUCUUGCCUGUGGUGAUGGCCAUUAUACACGCAAAUUAAAAGAACAUCUCGGUGCGUCCGAAGUUGUUGGUGUUGAUAUUAGUCAAGCUAUGAUUGAUAUUGCACGGGCUAAAGAACAAGCUCAACCGCUUGGAAUUAUUUAUGAAGUAGCUGAUGUUCAAUCGCUUUCUUCACCAGCAGUUAAAUAUGAUGUAAUUACAGCUUUUUAUUUACUGAAUUUUGCUCGAACAAAUGAAGAGCUAAAACGAAUGGUGACUGCCACCAGCAACAAUUUGGCUGAUGGACAAACAUUCUUUGCUAUUAUAACGAAUGUUUGUGGUGAUGAAAGUACAUACAACAAUGAAAAACAUCGCAAAUAUGCAUUCAUGCGUGAAGCUAAGCUGAAAAAUGGCUUCCUUUCCGAUGGUGAUGAAGUGAAAUACACACAUUUCAAUGAUAGAGAUAAAACUUCAUUUUCAUAUAUAACUUAUUAUCUUUCGCCAAAAACAUAUGAACAAGUGUUUAAAGAAGCUGGCUUCAAGACAUUUCAGUGGGUGCCAUUUGAAAGUGAUCCUAAAGUUGAAGAUCGAGCCUUCUACGAUGAUUUUGUUCAAUAUGCACCAGCGAUUGGAAUCAUCGCAUCAAAAUAA